Messenger RNA from Salmo salar (Atlantic salmon), 1245 nucleotides. NCBI's taxonomy places the organism in Eukaryota, Metazoa, Chordata, Actinopteri, Salmoniformes, Salmonidae. The record is from RefSeq and is a predicted model, not a curated record.
CCAGUAUCUGGAUCAGAGACCAGUCUAUAUAAGGUUUGGUGUUAGGACCAGUUAUCUGGCUCAGAGACCAGUAUCUGGAUCAGAGACCAGUCUGGAUCAGAGACCAGUCUGGAUCAGAGACCAGUCUAUACAGGUUUGGUGUUGGGACCAGUUAUCUGGCUCAGAGACCAGUCUGGAUCAAGGACAUGGAUCUCAUGAUCUCUCUAGGAAUCAUCUUGGGAUUGAUGGCCCAUACCUGUGCUCUACCUAUCCAGAAUUCAUCAGUGAUACAAGAAACGAAAAGGAGGUUGAAAAGAGAAUACUCGGAGGCGCUUAAAGGUUCAGGAGAAAUGAAUGCAAUGGACAGGAUCCUGAGAACCAAUGGGAGACAAGGCAGCCCUAGAGUCCGAGGCCUGUCCUUCAGGGAAGGAGACAUUGCCAGCUCCUACAAUGUACAUAGACGCAGCGCCAUAACCUGCCCUGGUAACUCCUGUCUGUGGCCCAAGUCAGUGGAUGGAUUUGUCUACGUUCCCUACAUUAUCUCUCCACAAUAUGGCAAGUAUCUGUACAUUUUUGGUAACAGUUGGGAGUUUAAUAUUAUUUUUUUUGAUUUGACAGACGACAUGGACAGAAUCACCAUUGAGAUGGGAAUGCUAGACAUCUUACUUAAAACGUGUGUGAAAUUUGUUCCGCGCAGCCAUGAAACCAACUACCUGGAUAUACAGCCCAGGUUUGGUUGCUGGUCAUUCCUGGGUAUGACUGAAGGACCUCAGCCCCUCUCCCUGCAGUCCCCUGGGUGCAUGUGGUCUGGAAUCGUCUCCCAUGAACUCAUGCACGCUCUGGGCUUUGUGCACGAGCAGUCCCGUUCUGACCGGGAUCGGCAUGUUUCUAUCAUAUGGGAAAACAUCAUGAAGGGUCAGAAGCAUAACUUUAAGAAGUACCAGACAAACAACCUCAACACUGUCUAUGAUUACGGUUCCAUCAUGCACUACGGCAGGUAUGCCUUCUCAGAGGACGGUGGCCCAACCAUUAUCCCCAAACCAGAUCCCAACACUCCUAUUGGUCAGCGAGAUGGACCCAGUGUUCUGGACAUACAGAAGAUAAACCGACUGUAUGAAUGUGGUGGCCUGGUGUAACUCCGAUGAAGACCACAAUCCGCUUACAAACUGAUGGAACAAAUCACUUCCUGUUUUUACCGAUGCACAUUUUAAUCAUGUUUAUGAAACUUAAGAUCGGAGAACGUGUCAAUAAAGUCCGUUACAUGUU